Messenger RNA from Tachysurus fulvidraco (yellow catfish), 570 nucleotides. RefSeq names its product free fatty acid receptor 2-like. Gene Ontology annotation, molecular function: G protein-coupled receptor activity. The transcript is spliced from 2 exons. The record is from RefSeq and is a predicted model, not a curated record. Gene Ontology annotation, biological process: cellular response to fatty acid; G protein-coupled receptor signaling pathway. Gene Ontology annotation, cellular component: plasma membrane. The coding region runs from base 1 to 570 and encodes 189 amino acids. NCBI's taxonomy places the organism in Eukaryota, Metazoa, Chordata, Actinopteri, Siluriformes, Bagridae.
AUGCCUGUUCCUGGAAAUCCAGACUUGAGUAACCCAAGGCUGGGUGCUGAAUGUGUGAUUAUUAACAAAAAUUCUUCUGACCUUCUUUUUCUGCUCUUCCUGCCAUUCAAGAUGUACGAGGCAGCAUCUGAAAUGCCCUGGCUCCUUCCUGGUUACCUGUGUCCCCUCACUACCUUCAUAUUCUUCUCUACCAUCUACACGAGCUCGCUGCUGCUGAUGGCUGUUAGCGUAGACCGCUACUUAUGUGUGGCAUUCCCGGUCAAGUACAAGAUCCCCCAGAAGCCUUUAUAUGGAGUCAUCUGCAGCAUCUUUGUCUGGAUCACUACAUCAACCCAUCUGUGCUUUGUAUACAUUGUGGAUCACCUGACCGGGGUAGACAGUCAGGGCCAUGACUGCUACAACAACUUUACUCAAUCCCAGCUGGAUGUAGUAUUACCCAUGCGCCUGGAGCUAUGCCUCGUUCUAUACUUCCUUCCGCUCAUUGUUUGCACCUUCUGCUAUGCAAGAUUCAUCCACAUACUCAGGCACACAGCCAGCCUCAAUGAAGGGAAGAGACGGAGAAAAUCCUGA